AUGUCGAGGGCUCCAUCGCCUUCAAUGGACAUCAAUGUCCCAAUAGCAGCUGCAACAUCGUCCAUGGCCCCACUGCUGCAGCCCGCAAAACCAAAGAUGCCACCGCCAAAGAAGUCGGGAAGGGCGCUCAUGCGCGAGGAGGGUCUCGAGCGGACUGACAAUAACCUCCGAACCCACUCAUGGCCCAUGACCCCCAUGAUCAACCAGAAGAACUACUACACUGAAUAUCUCAAGCGCGAUGACCAGAUCAUGGUAUUCCGCCAGCAGCAAGAGGAGGCUGUCCGCGCGCAGGCAUUGCUGGCUGAGAAGGAGCGACAAGCUGCGGCUGCGGCUGCCGUAGACCCGAAUGCGAUGGAUAUCGACAGCCAAGCUGUUGUCGACGAUGCAGCUGCCAAUGUGGCCGCGGAGGAGCAGGAGGAGGCUACGCUCGGGAGUAAGGUCAUUGUGAUCCACCCAGGAUCGCAGAACCUAAGGAUUGGCCUGGCGAACGAUGCGUUGCCGAAGAGCUUGCCGAAUGUAAUUGCGAGGCGCGCAAAUAAGGCGGAGUAUGAGGAGGAAGAGAGGAGCCCCAAGAGGACGAAGGUUGUGGACGAUGAUGGAGACGAGGUCGAAUCGGACGAUGCAAUGUUUGGAGAAGAGUUUGAAACGGAGUUUAAUAAGAUGUCGAAUGAGCUUAAAGUCCGCAUGCGACAUAAUAAACGCCGUAUUCUACCAAACUCUAGAGAUCUCGUUCUUUCGUACAAUCGUCGUACUCCCCCGGAAAUAAUCAAAGAGCAUAACGAUCCAUACCGUGUUGACUGGACGGAGAUGACCAAAAAGAGUGAAUAUUUUGUCGGCCAUGAAGCUCUGAGGAUUCCAGACAAUUCAAACCCUCGGUACAGGUUAUUCUGGCCAAUCAGGUACGGAACUUUCAAUGAGCGCGAUUACAAGUCCAAAAGACGGGUCCUCGAAGAUGUAUCUACAAUUAUUGAAGAUGCGAUCAUGAAAGAGCUCAAGCUCGAAAAGAAAGAUCUCAAGACGUAUUCUUGCGUACUGGUAGUUCCGGAUCUGUAUGAAAAGAAUUAUGUCACGGAAAUGCUAGAUUUGCUGUUGAAGGAAUUCUGGUUCUCGCAAGUUUGCAUCAUACAGGAAUCAUUGGCCGCCUCUUUUGGCGCUGGCUACUCACAAGCCUGUAUCGUGGAUAUUGGCGCGCAGAAAACCUCAAUCUGCUGUGUUGAAGAAGGGAUGUGCGUGCAAGAAUCACGAUUGAACCUGAAAUAUGGUGGUCAGGACGUAACAGAAGCAUUGCUGCAGAUGAUGUUAUCGAACAACUUCCCGUACCAAGAGAUAAAUCUAUGGCAUCGAUAUGAUUAUCUUUUGGCUGAGGAGCUGAAAAUAAAAUACUCCACGCUCAAUGACUCGGAUAUCAGCGUGCAGGCGCAUGACUUCCAUUUGCGAACGCCCGACAACGAUACUAAAAAAUAUUCGUUCAAGACAUACGAUGAAGUUAUGCUAGCUCCACUGACCCACUACAAUCCCACACUCCUCGACCACUCCGAAAAGCUCCGCGGCCGCCGUUCUCUCUGGGAGCGCUCAUACGACCUCUAUGACGGCCACCCCAACGACCCAGGCUCAACAGCCCAAUUCCAACUCUUCCAAUCGCUCGCCCCACGCCCCCCCACCCCCGAACCCUCCUUCAAUCCCUCCCUCACAACUCCCGCACGCCCAGCUCAACCCGGCUUCCCCAGCACAUUCGGCAUGCACCUCAACACCACUGACACCCCCCGCUCCUCCGCCGCCGGCUCCCCCGUCCCCGAAGGUACGCCCAACGCCGCCGGCUCCGUAACACCUCUCCAACCCGGCAUGCUCAUCUUCAACAGCGGCGGCGGCGGUUCCGUCGGCGCCCCCAACAACGGCAGUGGCCGCUCGGCCCUCGAGCUCGCUGAGGAGCGCGACAAGAUCGUCCCGGUGAUGCCGCUCGACCGCGCUAUUGUUGAGUCGAUCGCGCAUGCCGCUAAGGGCGAGGAGAAGAAGAUUCGUGACUUCUUGUCCGGGAUUAUGGUGGUUGGCGGCGGUGGUCUGGUCUCGGGCUUCAAUCACAUGCUUGAAGAGAAGGUGAGGGCGCUGAAGCCCAGUAAGGAUUAUCAGAUUAUUAUUGGAGUGCCGCCGAGAGAGCUAGAUCCGCAGGUGAUUGUGUGGAAGGGGGCAAGCGUGUUUGGGAAGUUGAGGGGCACAAAUGAUAGUUGGAUUAGGCAGAAUGAAUAUGAUAUGCUAGGGGCGAGGCUGCUCACGUACAAGUGUUUGUGGACUUUUUAG
This is a messenger RNA of Morchella sextelata, 2295 nucleotides long. RefSeq lists its product as uncharacterized. Lineage: Eukaryota; Fungi; Ascomycota; Pezizomycetes; Pezizales; Morchellaceae. The record is from RefSeq and is a predicted model, not a curated record. Gene Ontology annotation, biological process: regulation of DNA-templated transcription; double-strand break repair. The transcript is spliced from 6 exons. Gene Ontology annotation, cellular component: Ino80 complex. Bases 1 to 2295 code for a protein of 764 amino acids.